This is a messenger RNA of Medioppia subpectinata, 1633 nucleotides long. Lineage: Eukaryota; Metazoa; Arthropoda; Arachnida; Sarcoptiformes; Oppiidae. The record is from the annotation of a GenBank genome assembly.
CUCUCUCUCUCUCUCUCUCUCUCGGAUUUUUUUCGACACAUAAAAUAUAUGACAAAUGUCUGUUCGUAUAUUUGAGGGCACAAAUCACGCCAACAUAUACGCCCAGUUCAGACCCUCUGCACCCGACCAAGUGAUUGAUGUUGUGUUGGAUUAUCUGCGCCAACAGAUCCCCGAAGACCGCUGGCGAGUGGCGGUGGAUGUGGGCUGCGGUAGCGGACAGGGAUGUAAUAAAUUGUCGCAACAUUUUGGCCACUGUUAUGGGUUUGACGUGAGUCCGGCCCAAAUCACUGCCGCCAACACCACUCAACAUCCGGACAAUGUUUCCUAUGCCGUGUGUCCGGCAGAGAGUUUGCCCACAAUUGAGUCCAAUAGUGUACAACUGAUGACAGCUUUCCAAGCCGUGCAUUGGUUUGAUUUUGACUCGUUUACGACUGAAUGCACUCGAGUCCUGUGCCCUAAUGGUGUGCUCGCAAUGAUAGGCUAUAACUAUCCGGAACCCAUCGACCCCUGGAAUCCGGACGACCGAAGUCUAGUGGAACUGAUGUACGACUUGUACACCGACGAGAGGUUAGCGCCGUUCAAGAAUCCAAAGAUAGUGCCCCUCGAGAGACACUACCGAGACAUCAAACUUCCCGAUAAUUACGAGAUGAGUCUUAAGGACAAUAACUGGACGUCGAAACGAGUGGCGGCGCAAGACAUUGUGGGUUAUGUGCAGUCGUGGUCACUAUAUCAAGGCCUGCAAAACGCUGAUAGAGAGACGGCUGAGUUGCUCACACAGGAAGUGAUACACCGAUUGAAGUCUAUACUCAAAAUCAGCAAAGCUCACGCAGACAUUUACGUCCGAUUCAGACCAGCGGUUCCCGAAGAAGUGGUGGACAAAGUGGUCCAGUAUUUGGCCGAUAAACUGCCGGCAGAUGUCGAAGAAGAUAAUACCAAUCGCUGGUCGACAGCUGUGGACGUCGGGUGCGGUAGCGGUCAGGGAACCAAUGCUAUGGCCAAACACUUUGCCAACUGUUAUGGCUUUGACGUGAGUCCCGCACAGAUCGAGGCCGCCAUCCGCUCAACACAUCCCUCUAAUGUCUGCUAUCAGGUAUGUCCGGCAGAGAGUAUGCCAUCGAUUGAGACAAACAGUGUCCAAAUGGUCACUGCCUUCGAGUGCUUCCAGUAUUUCGAUCACAAGAAGUUUAUGGAAGAGUGCACUCGAGUGCUGGUCGACAACGGAGUGCUGGCAGUCAUCGGGUAUUUCAUACCCGACCCGUCCGACCCUUUAGAGCCCAAUCGCGAUCAGAGUCUCGUGGAUCUGAUGCAAGAGUGCUAUAAUAGCGACCGAUUGGCCGCUUAUAAGUCACCGAAUGUGGCGUCUGUGGAGAACCACUACAAGAACGUGACGUUUCCCACAAAUUAUGAGUCCAAACACGUCGACCAUAUCAUCGCUUCCGUCCCAGUGUUGGCCGAAGAUAUGGUGGGACUCAUAGAGUCGUGGUCUUCAUUCCAGCAAUUGGUCAAAGCGGACACAGAGUCCGCACAACUCUUCCGGCGAGAGAUCAGAGAGAAAUUGUCGGCUAUUUUAAAGACCAACGACUUGUUUGCUAAAGAGAUUGUCUUUAAUUACACGUAUUUCAUAGCAAUGGCC